AUGUCUACUGUCAAGGCCGUGACACUGCAGUCCUCUAUGUGGUCAGGUGGGAUGGGUGCUGCGGCUACAGCUGUGGAUGUCACUAUAGCUCCAGCCGAGUUGUUCGUCGACCCUCCUUCCUCUGUGGCGAUGGAGCUGGCAGUGUCAGCAGGAUACGGCAGGUCAUGGGCCUUAGAGGGCGACUGCAGUCGAAUAAAGAGGAAGGAAUGUCCCCCACAACCUGACCACAGCCUCAAACACCCACCCUCCAUCCCUUCCCAGUGUCCCCCACAACCUGACCACAGCCUCAAACACCCACCCUCCAUCCCUUCCCAGUGUCCCCCACAACCUGACCACAGCCUCAAACACCCACCCUCCAUCCCUUCCCAGUGUCCCCCACAACCUGACCACAGCCUCAAACACCCACCCUCCAUCCCUUCCCAGUGUCCCCCACAACCUGACCACAGCCUCAAACACCCACCCUCCAUCCCUUCCCAGUGUCCCCCACAACCUGACCACAGCCUCAAACACCCACCCUCCAUCCCUUCCCAGUGUCCCCCACAACCUGACCACAGCCUCAAACACCCACCCUCCAUCCCUUCCCAGUGUCCCCCACAACCUGACCACAGCCUCAAACACCCACCCUCCAUCCCUUCCCAGUGUCCCCACAACCUGACCACAGCCUCAUACACCCACCCUCCAUCCCUUCCCAGUGUCCCCCACAACCUGACCACAGCCUCAUACACCCACCCUCCAUCCCUUCCCAGUGUCCCCCACAACCUGACCACAGCCUCAAACACCCACCCUCCAUCCCUUCCCAGUGUCCCCCACAACCUGACCACAGCCUCAAACACCCACCCUCCAUCCCUUCCCAGUGUCCCCCACAACCUGACCACAGCCUCAAACACCCACCCUCCAUCCCUUCCCAGUGUCCCCCACAACCUGACCACAGCCUCAAACACCCACCCUCCAUCCCUUCCCAGUGUCCCCCACAACCUGACCACAGCCUCAAACACCCACCCUCCAUCCCUUCCCAGUGUCCCCCACAACCUGACCACAGCCUCAAACACCCACCCUCCAUCCCUUCCCAGUGUCCCCCACAACCUGACCACAGCCUCAAACACCCACCCUCCAUCCCUUCCCAGUGUCCCCCACAACCUGACCACAGCCUCAAACACCCACCCUCCAUCCCUUCCCAGUGUCCCCCACAACCUGACCACAGCCUCAAACACCCACCUCCAUCCCUUCCCAUGUCCCCCACAACCUGACCACAGCCUCAAACACCCACCCUCCAUCCCUUCCCAGUGUCCCCCACAACCUGACCACAGCCUCAAACACCCACCCUCCAUCCCUUCCCAGUGUCCCCCACAACCUGACCACAGCCUCAAACACCCACCCUCCAUCCCUUCCCAGUGUCCCCCACAACCUAACCACAGCCUCAAACACCCACCCUCCAUCCCUUCCCAGUGUCCCCCACAACCUGACCACAGCCUCAAACACCCACCCUCCAUCCCUUCCCAGUGUCCCCCACAACCUGACCACAGCCUCAAACACCCACCCUCCAUCUCGCCCCAGUGUCCCCCACAACCACAACCUGACCACAGCCUCAAACACCCACCCUCCAUCUCGCCCCAGUGUCCCCCACAACCACAACCUGACCACAGCCUCAAACACCCACCCUCCAUCCCUUCCCAGUGUCCCCCACUACCUGACCACAGCCUCAAACACCCACCCUCCAUCCCUUCCCAGUGUCCCCCACAACCACAACCUGACCACAGCCUCAAACACCCACCCUCCAUCUCGCCCCAGUGUCCCCCACAACCACAACCUGACCACAGCCUCAAACACCCACCCUCCAUCCCUUCCCAGUGUCCCCCACAACCAGACCACAGCCUCAAACACCCACCCUCCAUCCCUUCCCAGUGUCCCCCACAACCUGACCACAGCCUGACCACAGAAAAUUAUGUCAUCAGAGGACUCCUGGGGUAG
This is a messenger RNA of Oncorhynchus keta (chum salmon), 1968 nucleotides long. RefSeq lists its product as uncharacterized. The transcript is spliced from 3 exons. The coding region runs from base 1 to 1968 and encodes 655 amino acids. The record is from RefSeq and is a predicted model, not a curated record. NCBI's taxonomy places the organism in Eukaryota, Metazoa, Chordata, Actinopteri, Salmoniformes, Salmonidae.